AUGGGGGCAACCCCUUUUCACCAUUCCAUUCUCGAGGUCCGGCUACCGAAGUACUUCGAUAAGCCAACAGACAUGAGAUACGAUGGAACCCAGGACCCCCAGGAACAUCUAACGGCCUUCGAGGCCAGGAUGAAUCUGGAGGGUGUGGGUGAUGAAGUAAGGUGUCGCGCCUUUCCCAUGACUUUAGCAGGUCCGGCAAUCCGCUGGUUCAAUGCUCUCCCCCAAGGCUCCGUGAUAACCUUUACGGACAUAACACGCGCUUUUCUAGCCCAGUUCACCACGUGUAUUGCCAAAGCUAAGCACCCGAUUAACUUGUUAGGGGUGACGCAAAGAAGCGGGGAACCGACCAGGAAGUAUCCGGACAGGUUCAAUGAUGAAUCCCUAGAGAUUGACAGCUUAACCGACUCGGUGGCCAGCUUGUGUCUGACAAACGGGCUGUUGAACGAAGAUUUCAGGAAGCACCUUACCACCAAGCCCGUGUGGACAAUGCAAGAAAUCCAAAAUGUGGCUAGGGAGUACAUCAACGAUGAGGAGGUCAGCCAAGUCGUGGCAGCCAACAAACGACAGCCUGUCUACCAUCCUGCCCAUCAACCCGGUAACGUGGAAAGGCCUAAGGAGCACUCAAAGGACGAAGGGCCACCGAAAGCCUUCAAGCCAUUCCCCCGGGUAGGGAAGUUCACUAACUACACUCCCCUGGCGGCCCCAAUCGUCGAGGUGUACCAGCAGAUAGCCGACAAAGGCAUCUUGUCGAAAGCCCCGCCAGCUCAAGGAUAG
This is a messenger RNA of Arachis stenosperma, 774 nucleotides long. RefSeq lists its product as uncharacterized. The transcript has a single exon. The record is from RefSeq and is a predicted model, not a curated record. Lineage: Eukaryota; Viridiplantae; Streptophyta; Magnoliopsida; Fabales; Fabaceae. The coding region runs from base 1 to 774 and encodes 257 amino acids.